AUGCCGGUUCUUGGUAUACUGAUAAUGGUAAAUUUAUGUAAUGAACUUUGUACUUUUGUGCUUAAUCAAUGGCUAGAAAAUGUACCAACUUUAACGGAAGACAACGUUCCUAUUCCAGUGCCUGGAGCUCGCGCGGUUAUUGCACCGCAAUUGCGACAAACUGGUCACUUUGAGGAAAUGUCAGUUAUUGUUGAUGAGGAAGAACAUAGUAUCGAGAUGCAUCUUCCGUACGUUUAUAAGAUUUUGGAAAGCAAGAUUAAUUCUAUCAAAAUCGUGCCAAUUAUGGUUGGCUCGUUAUCAGAAUCCAAAGAACAAUUAUACGGAAAAAUUCUUAGUUCUUACCUUUCUGAUCCAUCAAAUUUAUUCGUUAUCUCAUCAGAUUUUUGUCAUUGGGGCCAGCGAUUUUCGUAUACCUAUUAUUCUGAUUCAGUCAACACAACUUAUCUCCCACGUAAGUCUAAUACACCUCUAUCAAUUCCGAUAUAUAAAUCUAUCGAAAAUCUCGACCGUGAAGGAAUGACUAUUAUCGAAGAAAUGAAUCAUAAAGAAUUUCAUACGUAUCUUUCUAAAACAAAGAAUACUAUAUGUGGAAGACAUCCUAUUGGAGUACUUUUAAGCACGAUUGAUGCUUUGCAAAAUAGUCAAGAAAAAACUGUUACAGAAGAAGAAGGAAAGCCUAAUCUACCUUUUGAUACUACAAAGCCAAGGAUUAGAUUCGUGCAUUAUUCACAAUCAAGUCAAGUUACUCGUGGAGAUGAUAGCAGUGUUAGCUAUGCUUCAGCAUAUGUUUAUUUACCAUGA
Molecule: messenger RNA, 801 nt
Organism: Racocetra fulgida
Lineage: Eukaryota; Fungi; Glomeromycota; Glomeromycetes; Diversisporales; Gigasporaceae
Source: the annotation of a GenBank genome assembly